CCAUUUAAAAUGUUCAACAGAUCCUCACGUCGUGAUGAUGCCUACGAAGCCGAGAGACAGCUGGCCCGCCGGGUGGAGCAGUCUCAAGGCGACCUCUUUGGUUUCGGCGCGUUCGACCGGAUGUUCCGGGAACAGGAACAGGCAAUGGACAGUAUGAUGAGAGGGAUGGAGAGGGACAUGUCUCUUGCUACGCGUACUGGUGGCGGCAAUGAACUAUUCGGAGGCAUGUUAUCUGCUGGGCAGCCUCAACAAGGUCAAUAUUCGAGUCAGGUUUAUGUGUCCUCUACCUGUCGGGGUCCCGAUGGGAAGGAGGUCACUGAGCAGUACCAGAGCUCUACCGUAGGUGAUGCAGAGAGGAGACUACGGGAACAGCAGGAGAUGUAUACCAACUCGGGUACCGGUCUGGACAAAAUGGCUUUGGAAAGGACCAUGGGUGAACAAGGCCGCCGAGUUGUCCGUAGCCGCAAUCGCAAUACAGGUGAUCAGAACACGCAAGAUAUGUUCCGUGGCGGCCUCACUGAAGAGAAUGCUGCCGAGUUCGACCAGCGCUGGAAGGAAGAUGCAGUGCCUUACCUACCCCGUCAUGGAGCCUCUGGGAUGCAAGCCUUGGGCGGGGCUCGUUACAGCAGCAUUGAGGAUGUCGGUGAUCAGCAGUCUAGGAGGAGGAGCCGCGAACAGCGACAACUUACCGGCAUCUAGAUACCCUUUUGGUUUUGGAUUAUCAUCAAACACCCAGUGGUAUUGAGGAUGAACAGUAUUGCUCCCUUUGUUAGAGUGUGCUGUCUUUAUUUAUUGGACUAGCUCUUCGAACUACAAUCAUUGAACCAUAUUGUCGAGUAGAUGAUGAUCAAACACC
Molecule: messenger RNA, 856 nt
Organism: Perkinsus marinus ATCC 50983
Lineage: Eukaryota; Perkinsozoa; Perkinsida; Perkinsidae
Product: Myeloid leukemia factor, putative
Exons: 4
Coding region: 10-699 (229 amino acids)
Source: RefSeq, a predicted model, not a curated record